Molecule: messenger RNA, 923 nt
Organism: Procambarus clarkii (red swamp crayfish)
Lineage: Eukaryota; Metazoa; Arthropoda; Malacostraca; Decapoda; Cambaridae
Product: tyrosine-protein kinase SPK-1
Biological process (GO): protein phosphorylation; signal transduction
Cellular component (GO): cytoplasm
Molecular function (GO): protein kinase activity; ATP binding
Source: RefSeq, a predicted model, not a curated record
AAACUCUCAAAAUGGAGUUAAGCGGAGAAGUCCUCAGUCAUCUUUUGAAAAACAGGAAAAAAAUUCUUGGCAGCGGAACAUAUGGACUUGUAGUACUAAUCGAGUUCCAAGGAAUGGAAGCAGCGCUUAAGGUAGCCAAGUCCGCUAAAGCAACUAAAAGCUUCACACGCGAGGCAAAAAUUUUGGAAUCACUGAAGGGCGCAGGCGGCGCCCCUCUGCUGCUGGGGGUGUCAACUGAGCCCCAAGCACUGCUCACCACUUAUAAAGGAAACUGUACCCUGGAAAACCUAUUGAAAAAUCCCCUUUACAAUUUAAUCACAGUCGGACUAGAGGUCGGGAGAAAAAUUCAAGAGAUUCACGCGAUGGGAAUUAUUCAUAAUGAUAUCAAAGUAAAUAAUGUUAUGAUCCAGGGAUCACCUAACGACCCAAAAGUCAGCAUUAUUGACUACGGACUGGCAUGUAAGGACGGGGAUAAUAUGCUAAUGGCAGGUGACCCAUCCGUAUACAAAACAUACGCACCAGAAUUUCUCCGCCGACAACCAAGUACCCAAAUCAGCGAUGUGUUCUCAUACGGGCGACUCAUGCAAGAACUUCUCCAAAAUUUUCACACCCGAUACCCUCCUUUGGAUUAUUUGUUCAUGAGAGCAACUCAUCCAAACCCAGUGUGUCGCCCGACCCUUCCAGACAUACUUCAACGUUUACAGGAUUUCGUCGUCAGCAACGCCCUGAACCAGGUCCAGCCCCACAACGAAGCAAGCAAAAGGCUGACUGACACGGACCAGCCCUGCAGCGGACCCAACAAAAAGGUGGCUGUCGGAGGCCCAGGACAGCGCCUCCCAAGACAGAACAAAAGGCUCGCCGACAAAGAUCGCUUCAAGUGGAUGCGACUAGCGCCUCCACUCAUCCAACAAACCCGAAAGUGA